UUGGCUCCCAUUCCCCACGAAGAACAAGUUCAUCAUCCAAUCCCAACCCCAAUCCAAGCCCCGCAUUUGAUCGGACCAGCGUCCCCUCCCCACCCCGUCGAGGAUGCACAAGGCGUCGUCGCUGUCGGAGCUGGGCUUCGACGCCGGGGGCGCCUCGUCGGGCUUCUUCCGGCCGGUGGCCGACGGCUGCCCGGCCACCCCGACCUCGUCCGCCGUCCCGCACCGCCGCCUCACCAAGAUCUCCGUCGUCGGGGCCGGCAACGUGGGCAUGGCCAUCGCGCAGACCAUCCUCACCCAGAACCUGGCCGACGAGAUCGCGCUCGUCGAUGCGCUCCCCGACAAGCUCCGCGGCGAGGCGCUCGACCUGCAGCACGCCGCCGCCUUCCUCCCGCGCGUCCGCAUCGCCUCCGGCACCGACGCCGCCGUCACCAAGAACUCCGACCUCGUCAUCGUCACGGCCGGGGCCAGGCAGAUCCCGGGCGAGACCAGGCUCAACCUGCUGCAGAGGAACGUCGCCCUCUACCGCAAGAUCGUGCCGCCCGUCGCCGAGCACUCCCCGGACGCGCUGCUGCUCGUCGUCUCCAACCCCGUCGACGUCCUCACCUACGUCGCCUGGAAGCUCUCCGGCUUCCCGGCCAGCCGCGUCAUCGGCUCCGGCACCAACCUCGACUCCUCCCGCUUCAGGUUCCUCAUCGCCGAGCACCUCGACGUCAACGCGCAGGACGUGCAGGCAUACAUGGUGGGUGAGCACGGUGACAGCUCGGUGGCGAUCUGGUCGAGCAUCAGCGUGGGCGGGAUGCCGGCGUUCAAGUCGCUGCGCGACAGCCACCGGAGCUUCGACGAGGCGGCGCUGGAGGGCAUCCGGCGCGCCGUGGUGGGCGGCGCCUACGAGGUGAUCGGCCUCAAGGGGUACACCUCUUGGGCCAUUGGCUACUCUGUCGCUAGCCUCGCCGCUUCCCUCCUCCGCGACCAGCGCCGCGUGCACCCUGUCUCUGUCCUUGCCUCGGGCUUCCAUGGCAUCUCAGACGGCCACGAGGUGUUCCUCAGCCUGCCUGCCCGCCUAGGCCGUGGCGGCAUCCUCGGUGUUGCCGAGAUGGACCUCACCGAGGCUGAGGCCGCCCAGCUCCGGCGCUCCGCCAAGACGCUCUGGGAGAACUGCCAGCUUCUCGACCUCUGAGCGAGGAACGCCAGUUGAUCUACUUGCUGUAAAAUCAUGAAGCAUUUGCAAGAACUCUAGUACUAUA
Molecule: messenger RNA, 1244 nt
Organism: Hordeum vulgare subsp. vulgare (domesticated barley)
Lineage: Eukaryota; Viridiplantae; Streptophyta; Magnoliopsida; Poales; Poaceae
Product: L-lactate dehydrogenase A
Exons: 2
Coding region: 104-1177 (357 amino acids)
Biological process (GO): carboxylic acid metabolic process
Cellular component (GO): cytoplasm
Molecular function (GO): L-lactate dehydrogenase (NAD+) activity
Source: RefSeq, a predicted model, not a curated record